AACUCGUCGAAGCGUUGGGUGGUGCGCCGCGUGGUGUGGUCCCUGACGCGCCAUCGAGUAUCCUCGAUGAGCCGGUACCUGAGAUUGAUGUCCCCAUCCUCAGGCCUUCCCACCCCCCUCGGGACAAGGGGGUUCCGUCGCUCAAACAUCUCGCUGGGAAUGCAGCCGCGUCGGUGAAGAAAGAGUUAAGCAAGUUCGCAGAUUGGGUGUUAUCUUAUGUCCCUGGGUCUGUGAGAAAGACUGUGGAUGAGCGGGUGAACAGUCUAAGAGAUAAAGUGGACCGCAUAUUCAAGAGGGUUGAGCGGUUCGCACCUAAAGAGAGACAAACAGCGUUGAAGGGGUAUCUCAAGACGCAUAGGGUAGACGGGCAGGAAGGGUAUGACCCCAAGGCGUUCGUCACUGGUGUCAAACCAAAGGUUCUAGAUCUGAUCAAUCGGCAAAAGAAGCCUAUCAAAGUCAAGUUUAUCUUUACUUGUAAAUUCGUAAAAGAAAACCUGACCACCGGCCAGGUUGAUGAGAACUCAGGGUACUUCCAUUCCAACGUUGAGGUGGUAACAGAGUCAACAGAUUUCUCUGACUCGUUCAAUACGAUGACAAAUCGUAUACUUGAGUCGGUUGAGCAGUUUCAAAACCAAGGCUCCGGAUGGCAGUUUGAUCGAGUGGAGUACUUUGAUAUCAACAUCGACCCCUUUGAACCGCUUUCUGGAAGCUCCUUUAUUCCACUGCCGUCAAAAUUAGCGUCUAAAAAGGCGAUCGUCAAUGUUAAGAACGAGAGCGAUCACGAGUGCUUCAAAUGGGCGGUGACCUCAGCCGUGUUUCCUAGAGAGAGACAUGCCCAAAGACUAAAUAAACAAAUGAGAGAGAGCUCUGAGGAGUUCAACUGGUCAGGGAUAGAGUUCCCCGUUUCGCUAAGACAGGUUGAUAAGUUUGAGAAGCAAAACCCCUACGCGAUUAACGUCUACGGGUAUGAGGGUGAUGUAUACCCUCUUAGAAUAAGCAAGAGACAUGAAGCUCAUGUGAUCAACUUGCUUCUCAUAUCGAACGAUGAAACAAGUCACUACUGCUGGAUUAAAAAUAUGUCGAGGCUGCUAUCCUCUCAGGUCAAUAAUCACCAACACACAAGCGUGUUUUGCUAUAGAUGCCUUAACUCAUUCUGGUCAAAGACUUCACUAGAAAAACAUCUCGAGUACUGCGCUGAAAACGAGGAGGUUAAGAUUGAGAUGCCUGUAGACGAAGAUGGGGGUCCCCUCCAUGCUUACUUUAAGAAUCACACCAGGGGAAUGCGGGUCCCCUUCGUUGUCUACGCCGACUUUGAGAGCGUCACAGAGAACAUAGACACAUGUUCCCCAGAUGAGGGGAGAAGCUUUACUAAGCAAUACCAGAAGCACAAACCAUCAGGUUACUGCUAUCUCAUCAAGUGCUUUGACGAUCAAAUAUUUCCACCCAAGCUUGUGCGACACACAGCUGAGUCCCCCGACGAAGAUAUCCCGCAGAUGUUUGUAGGGAGUUUAGAGUCAGACAUUAAGGACGUUUACAAUAAGUUCAAGUUCACUAAGAGGGUUAAGACGACUCUGAAGGAUGAAAUCGCCUAUAACAACGCCGCUCACUGCCACAUCUGUGAGGGUGAGUUAGGAGGGGACAAAGUUCUAGAUCACUGCCACCUUACAGGAAGGUAUAGAGGGGCUGCUCACAACGAAUGCAACCUUUAGUUUAGGAUUCCGAAGUUCUUUCCUGUCGUCUUUCACAAUCUGUCUGGGUAUGACAGGCAUCUGUUUAUCAAGAACCUCGGCACAUCGGAAGGCGGGAUAAACUGUAUACCAAA
Nematostella vectensis (starlet sea anemone) is the source of this 1822-nucleotide messenger RNA. RefSeq lists its product as uncharacterized. The coding region runs from base 591 to 1709 and encodes 372 amino acids. NCBI's taxonomy places the organism in Eukaryota, Metazoa, Cnidaria, Anthozoa, Actiniaria, Edwardsiidae. The record is from RefSeq and is a predicted model, not a curated record. The transcript has a single exon.